This is a messenger RNA of Varanus komodoensis (Komodo dragon), 641 nucleotides long. RefSeq names its product StAR related lipid transfer domain containing 6 (gene STARD6). Gene Ontology annotation, molecular function: lipid binding. The record is from RefSeq and is a predicted model, not a curated record. The transcript is spliced from 6 exons. NCBI's taxonomy places the organism in Eukaryota, Metazoa, Chordata, Lepidosauria, Squamata, Varanidae. Bases 1 to 639 code for a protein of 212 amino acids.
AUGGAUUACAAGAAAAUCGCGGAGGAUGUUUCCACGACACUUUUUGCAUACUUCCAAGAUUCAGCAGAUUGGAAAGUGGUAAAACGUACAAAAUUUAUUGAAGUGUCAUCAAAACCUUCACUGUGCUUCGAAGGAAACAUAUACCGUGCUGAAGCCCUCGUGGAAAUACCUGUUAAUAAACUCUUUCCCUUCAUUUACCUUCCCGAGUACCGCAGUAAAUGGGACAAGGCGGUACAGUCAUAUAAACUUGUAGAAACAGUUGACCAGGACACUUUCAUUUUUCACAGUAUUACACACAGUUAUGGCUUUGGAUUGAUUUCGCCAAGAGACUUUGUGUACAUUGUGCACAUUAAGAAAUAUGAUGAUGGAAAUUUAAUGACAACAAACUCUGUCAGUGUGGAUCAUCCAGAUUAUCUCCCAACUCCAAGAUACGUCCGUGGUAGCAACUUUCCUUCUGGUUAUGCAUGUUCGCCCCAUCCAGAGAAUCCAGACCACUCCAAACUGGUGGCGAUCCUCCAGGUGGACUUGGGAGGCAUGUUAAUGCCUUCUCUGGUAGAUUCAGUUAUGCCUAUGACCCUCAUAAACUUAGUCACCGAUUGCAAAUCUGGAUUUAAGUCACUAAAGGAAACGAUCCCAUAAAA